Messenger RNA from Spea bombifrons (plains spadefoot toad), 2848 nucleotides. Its product is annotated as succinate dehydrogenase [ubiquinone] flavoprotein subunit, mitochondrial-like. The transcript has 15 exons. The record is from RefSeq and is a predicted model, not a curated record. Lineage: Eukaryota; Metazoa; Chordata; Amphibia; Anura; Pelobatidae. Bases 13 to 2004 code for a protein of 663 amino acids. Gene Ontology annotation, molecular function: succinate dehydrogenase (quinone) activity; electron transfer activity; flavin adenine dinucleotide binding. Gene Ontology annotation, biological process: mitochondrial electron transport, succinate to ubiquinone; tricarboxylic acid cycle.
UGGGUUAUCAGUAUGGCAGCGCUGCGAACAGCCGCUUCCAGACUUCUUGCGUGGAGAUUGCUGGGAGGAAGGAAAUGGUCUACCAUAUCCCCAGCUGCUUUGCGCUCUUUUCACUUCACUGUGUACGGGAAGAAGGAUGCAUCAGCUAAAUUUUCAGAUUCGAUUUCAACCCAGUAUCCCGUUGUAGACCAUGAAUUUGAUGCGGUUGUUGUUGGGGCAGGUGGAGCUGGGCUUCGAGCAGCAUUUGGCUUGUCUGAGGCAGGGUUCAGCACGGCCUGUAUCACCAAGCUCUUUCCUACAAGAUCUCACACCGUUGCAGCCCAGGGUGGGAUAAAUGCUGCUCUUGGAAACAUGGAAGCAGAUGACUGGAGGUGGCACUUCUAUGACACAGUGAAAGGUUCUGACUGGCUUGGUGACCAGGAUGCCAUCCAUUACAUGACUGAGCAAGCACCUGCUUCAGUAAUCGAGCUGGAAAGUUAUGGAAUGCCUUUCAGCCGGACAGAAGAAGGGAAGAUCUACCAGCGUGCUUUUGGAGGACAGUCUCUUAAGUACGGAAAAGGAGGGCAGGCUCACCGAUGCUGCUGUGUGGCUGACAGGACCGGACACUCGUUGCUUCAUACUUUGUAUGGGAGGUCAUUGAGAUAUGAUACCAGCUACUUUGUGGAGUAUUUUGCUUUGGACCUGUUGAUGGAAAAUGGGGAGUGUCGUGGUGUAAUCGCACUAUGCAUAGAGGAUGGAUCCAUACAUCGUUUCAGGGCAAAGAACACGGUUAUUGCUACUGGGGGAUAUGGGCGAACCUAUUUCAGCUGCACUUCUGCCCAUACCAGCACUGGUGAUGGCACAGCCAUGGUGACAAGAGCUGGGCUUCCCUGCCAAGACUUGGAAUUUGUUCAGUUUCACCCAACAGGUAUUUAUGGAGCUGGCUGUCUGAUCUCAGAGGGCUGUCGUGGAGAGGGAGGUAUUCUUAUCAACAGUGAAGGGGAACGGUUUAUGGAACGAUAUGCACCGGUAGCAAAGGACCUGGCUUCACGUGAUGUUGUGUGCCGUUCUAUGACCAUUGAAAUUCGCGAAGGAAGAGGCUGUGGCCCAGACAAGGAUCAUGUCUACCUUCAGCUUCAUCACCUCCCAUCUCAGCAGCUGGCUACUCGCCUGCCAGGAAUUUCUGAAACGGCCAUGAUCUUUGCAGGUGUCGACGUCACAAAGGAGCCUAUUCCUGUCCUCCCAACCGUCCAUUAUAACAUGGGUGGGAUCCCAACAAAUUACAAAGGCCAGGCUAUUAUUCACGUCAAUGGGGAAGACAAAGUGGUUCCUGGUCUAUAUGCAUGUGGCGAGGCUGCAUCAGCCUCUGUACAUGGAGCCAACAGACUUGGUGCAAACUCCCUCCUGGACCUGGUUGUCUUUGGUCGUGCCUGUGCUCUGAGCAUUGCAGAGUCAUGCAAGCCUGGUGAGCCCAUAGCGUCCAUUAAACCAAACGCUGGAGAGGAAUCUGUUGCAAAUCUGGAUAAAUUACGGUUUGCCAAUGGAAGCACAAGAACCUCUGAGCUUAGACUCAACAUGCAGAAGACUAUGCAGAGUAAUGCUGCAGUCUUCAGAACUGGUUCUAUAUUACAAGAAGGGUGUGAAAAGCUGAGUCAAAUUAACGCUGCCAUGGAUGAUAUAAAAACAUUUGACAGAGGUAUUGUCUGGAACACAGACUUGAUUGAGACACUUGAAUUGCAAAACCUGAUAUCGUGUGCUCUCCAGACUAUUUAUGCUGCAGAGGCUCGUAAAGAAAGCCGCGGGGCUCAUGCCCGAGAGGAUUUCAAGGUUCGAAUAGAUGAGUAUGAUUAUUCAAAACCACUCCAAGGCCAGAAGAAGAAACCCUUUGAGGAACAUUGGAGGAAGCACACACUCUCAUUUGUGGACAAUAAAGGCAAGGUCACCUUGCAGUACAGACCUGUCAUUGACUCAACUUUAAAUGAAGAAGACUGCGCUUCAGUUCCCCCAGCCAUCCGUUAUUAUUAGUUCUCCUACCACGUUUCCUGAAUUGCUUAGUUCAUAAUAUAUAAUAAUCAGUGUGUUUUAGUGUUUCUUUGCACAUAAUGAUGGUGCUUGGUAACCUAUUAAAGAGCAUGUUCAUUCAAAGGCACACAGUCAUAUUUGACAUGCCUUCAUAUGUCUAAGCAUUGCAAAUUCUGUAUGAUUCUCUAUAGUGAAGGGUUAAUCCACACAAAAAAGUGCUUAGUCAAAAUCCUAUUUAGGCUUUUCCUGUGCAGCAGAAAGUUAACCAGCAUCAUAAUAUACUGCAAAGUUUGUUUUUUUGGAUGCCUCUUGCUAUCCUGCAAAAGGUAAGCCAAUAUACAAAUAUGCUAACUUUUAACCAUUUCCCUUUUUGCAAGUUUGAACAAAUGUGGUAUAGGAAGGGAAUAUGCCCCUAACGGCUUCCACCCAAUACAUAGGACCCACGUUAAGAACAAAACUUCAAUAUUAUGUUUAAAAAAUAAAAUAAAAAUGGGUAUUACUAAAAAAAUAAUGCAUAUUUUUGAUGCUAAAAAAAUAACUUGUGAAUGUUUAGUCUAACCAAACAAGCAACAUCAGUAUAUCUUGUCAUGGGCUUAAUAAUAAAUUUGUGCAAGAGAUUACACAUUUAAGAUUCCUCCUUCAGUAAAUCCUCCCAGGUUUAAAGAUGUGACUUUGGAUAGUCAUGUAACAUUUAGUACCGAUCUUCUUGUGCUACACCUCAUGUGUUCUGUGCUGCCAAAACCCGUACUGAUAAAAUUCAUUUCAUUUUGAAUAGUUAGAGAGGAAAUGCGCUGUAUAGUUAGUUAUGUUUAACUGAACUCACUGAAAUAAACUUUGAUUAAGUUUA